Molecule: messenger RNA, 1465 nt
Organism: Triticum dicoccoides
Lineage: Eukaryota; Viridiplantae; Streptophyta; Magnoliopsida; Poales; Poaceae
Exons: 3
Coding region: 21-1040 (339 amino acids)
Biological process (GO): negative regulation of translation
Molecular function (GO): rRNA N-glycosylase activity
Source: RefSeq, a predicted model, not a curated record
CCCAUUCCCAACACGAAAAGAUGUCCAAGGUCUACUCCAAGUUUGCGCCGGCGGAGGUGCGGUACCCGCAUCUGGGAGCCCAGGCCGGGCCGCCGUGCGCCCCGCAUCAGCCCCGAUUCGAGGACAUACCCGUCAUCAGAUUUGACAUCUGCAACGAUGAUGGCAAACUGGCCAAGCGAUACAAGUCCUUCAUGAAGCGACGCUACAAGAGAGCUCUCAAGAGAGGCCCCGGCAGGUACUGCAACAGGCCUAUCACGCCAAGGUACAAUCCAGCCAACCCCAGGAGCCGCACCCAACAGAGCCCUCAGCUGGAUCCAUAUUCAGGGCACUCAUUCCAUGUAAUUGAGAUUGUGCACUCGGGCAAGAGCAACGCUGUCGUGCAGUUCCUGGUGCGGGAUUAUGAUCUGUACCUGGUCGCCUUCAGGAGGCUCAGCCAAGACGGCGUGUGGUCAAGCUGGUAUAGGUGCAGUGACCAGUUCAUUCCCAACUACUUCCAAGCAGAAAACAUGGGGAUCAGCGGCCAACAUCUUCACUGGUCUACUAUUGGAGGGUCUCUCUGCUUGGAGGACAUGUUCUUCACGUUCGCCACAUACCCCGAGAAUAUGCACGACAAGGUGGCCUUGAGCCGGGCUUUGCUUCGCGCCGUCGUCAUCUUCUGCGAGGCGCUACGGUUCGGCCCCGUGUUCAUUGUCGUCUUGGAGAGGUUUAUUGCUGAUCCCAAGAAAUCUACCCCAUUGCCUGCUAUAUUCUGGGACUGGAUUGGUUGUUGGGGCAACCUGAGCGAGUUUGCCCUCAAAACCGGCAAGCGCAAUGGAGUGCUCAACAUGCAUGAGUUCGCCCAGUAUUGUUUGGCAAAUGGUAUCCCAAGCUUCGGUGAUCUUAUCGGCCGAGACGACAGUGUGCUUAUGUUUCUUAUGAGGCAGGAGGUUGUUCUGCUGAAUGGCAAAAUACCUCGAGGGUUGCAAGGGAGAACGCAUCCUGGGGUAGAUGUUCGCGAGCCACGAACCUUUGACGCGGAUGAUAGCUUGGUCGAUGUCUGAGGUCCGCCUGCAACUAGUCUGGAGAGUCUUGUGUUGCUUCUGGGUUUCAUCAUGGAUGUGAAUUGAAUUAGUUGGAUCCCUCCCUUGUUGUUCUCUCUCUGCCAUAUUCUGCAACUAGAUGCUAUCUGAAAAAUUCCAGUAGUUGAUCUCUUAUUCUCUCCUUCUAUAAUAUCUGCAAGGCUACAGGGCCAGUAGUGGUUAUUUGCAACAAUCGCUCUGUAAUCAAGUUUCUGCAAUGCUACAGGACCAAUAGUGCUUAUCUGAAUUCAAGUAGUAGUAGUUUUAAUGUCGGUCUCCCAGUUAUCUGAAAUAGUAUUCUGGAAGGAUGGAAGCCCAGUUAUCUGAAAUCGUCACUAGUUUGAACAUUCUAUCCAUCUGUAAUAAUGUUCUAGAAGGCUACAUGACCACUUGUCUGUGUUUCCUGA